CCUCAAUUUGCUGGCAUGACAGAGGUCCCUGAGUCGAUUCUUCUCGACAAGGAAACCUUCAGACUCUAAUCACACCCACAAGCUGAGAACCAAUCUGAUGCGGACCAAACUCCUUGAAAACAGUUUUGUUAAAAACCCCGUCACUGAUGAAGUGAUGGACCCUUGGUAUUUGCGGCAGUCUUGUCGAGGAAGUUUAGCUGAAAGGAGCACUCGCGUUGGAUUGGAAAACUGGAAAGGAGAGCGAAAGAGAAGGGCCACGAGCACCCUCCCUCAUCUCAUGCAUUUCGAGGAUCAGUCUCGCCCACACAGCUUGGUGAUGGAAGCUUGAGGGAUCAGUUGGAACAAUUCCACAUACAUCUGAUCACCGCCAAUGAGUAAAAAGACACUUCCUUUUACUCACAUUAUGGCUUCUAAAAUGGAAAAAGGUCACCGUGAUAACCAGGAUAAUGUAAAUUUGAAGAAGCUUGGUCCCAAAAACACCGAAGAUUGCAAUGAAACAUCUGGAUUGGUACAGGGUCGCGACUUCGGCAGCACGGAAUCAGAGGUCUGCUUCAACUAUAUCAACUCCAUAAUCGGGUCUGGGAUCAUUGGGAUCCCGUACGCUUUUAAAGCGACCGGGAUUGGCUUGGGAGUGAUGGUUUUAUGCUUGGCGGGUGGUUUGGUUAACCUCUCGCUUAGGCUUCUCAUGAAAGCCGGGGAAAUGUCGGAAACCAAGAGCUAUCAGGAACUAAUGUGUUUCUCUUUCGGGUACCCUGGCUUCUGGGUCAUUACGUUCCUACAGUUUGCCUAUCCUUGUACGGCAAUGACGACCUACAAUAUCAUCGUUGGCGACACUGUCACCACGAUCCUCGUCAGGUUGACCGGAUGGGACCCUUCCCACUUUCUGGUUCGAAGGGAAUUUGUGAUCCUGAUGAUUACGCUCGUGGUCACAUUGCCCCUUUCGUUAUAUCGGAAUAUUGGCAAGCUAAGCAAAGUCAGCUUCCUGAGCCUCAUCUUUACGGCCUUUGUGACCGUGGUCAUCUACGUGAGAAUUGCUCCCAUGAUGGAUAUUGUGAAGGAUCAAACUCAGGUCUUGUCGUGGUUCGAUAUGAGUGGAUUUGCCGAAGGGGUCGGAAUUCUGUCGCUCACAUUCAUGUGCCAUCACAACUCGUUCCUUCUCUUCAACUCGAUGGCGAAUCCCAGCAUCUCAAAGUGGAAUCAGGUCACGAAUUGGUCAGUGGGGAUCUCCAUGAUUGUCGUCCUCCUUUUGGGAUUCGGAGGCUAUGUCACGUUUAGAGGUGGCACUCAAGGGGAUGUUCUGAAUAAUUAUUGUUGGGGUGAUGAUUUGGCCAAUGUGGCUCGAUUGGUCUUUUGUGUGACAGUCCUCUUCACUUAUCCCAUCGAAUGCUUCGUUUGUCGAGAGGUCUUUGAGAAUAUCAUCACCGGGUUCAUCGGUCACUUCGAAAGGACAACUGGGUUCCAUUACCUGCUGACCAUCAUCCUUGUGGCUCUUCCAUGUGCAUUGUCCAUGGGAACAUCUUGUUUGGGUAUCGUUCUGGACCUCAAUGGACUUGGGUUUGCCCUGCCAUUAGCCUACAUUCUUCCGGGAAUUUGCUACUUGAGAGUCAAUAACGGAAGUUGGUACGAUUGGGACAACAUGGUCGCUUUGAUGUUGGCCACCUUUGGGAUCGGGGUCACCGUCAUUGGGAUCUCACAAUUGGUCUUUGCGGGUGCUGAGGAAUGUAUCCAUGACCAGGAGCUGCCCUAUUGUGCCAAGUCUAACUUCACCCAUAUCCUUCCGCGCGUUCAUCUACCUUUUUAAGCAACGAACGAGCAGGAAUCACCAUCAUCAUCAUCAUCUUCCCUACGUGUUUUUUUUGUUUCAGCAUCAGUAUUACAAAACCAUGUCGUAUUAAUAUAUAUACACACACAUACAUACCUAUAUUUACUUGUUAUGUCUUGGUGUUGAAUAUCUUGAGUCUAUUUCAUAAAUACAAAGAGAAACGAAUUUCUCAAGAAGUGUUUCAUCCAGA
Molecule: messenger RNA, 2012 nt
Organism: Tigriopus californicus
Lineage: Eukaryota; Metazoa; Arthropoda; Copepoda; Harpacticoida; Harpacticidae
Product: putative sodium-coupled neutral amino acid transporter 11
Exons: 12
Coding region: 371-1801 (476 amino acids)
Biological process (GO): amino acid transmembrane transport
Molecular function (GO): amino acid transmembrane transporter activity
Source: RefSeq, a predicted model, not a curated record